Suillus subaureus is the source of this 459-nucleotide messenger RNA. RefSeq lists its product as uncharacterized. The coding region runs from base 1 to 459 and encodes 152 amino acids. The transcript is spliced from 3 exons. NCBI's taxonomy places the organism in Eukaryota, Fungi, Basidiomycota, Agaricomycetes, Boletales, Suillaceae. The record is from RefSeq and is a predicted model, not a curated record.
AUGUUCGUUUGGAUUUGUGCAAGUUUGGAUGCCCAGGAAGCUAGCACGAAUGAUGAUCUUGAACUCGAGGCCAUCAUGAUGUGUGUAGGACCUGAGACCUGGGUUGUACUGAUCCUUCACACCUCAAACACCCCCCCUUUCAGGAAUCCUUCUCUGCGGUCUGACAGGGGUUAUGAUCUGAAUGACUUUCACCUGGAGUAUGAGAAAGAGGGCACUGGCCUCCGAUACACCAUUGGGGGGUCCUUGUCUACAAUUCCUACUGGACGCGCAGUUAUUUCCCGUUCCCUCGGGUUGGAGUCGGGAAAUGGUACAACUUGCUACAAUUAUGGUUUCCUCGUGCUCCCUGACUUGGAGUACGGCCCUCAUUCAGGGCAGCACUGGCCAACGUCGUGUGAUUUAUCUCCGCUAAAACGCACAACUUCGGGAUCUUCUACGAUCGUGAAGGUUCGCACUCGCUGA